AUGGUGAAAAGCCUGGAAAGUAUGUUAUAUGAGGAACAGUUGAUGAAAACUGAUUAUUUAGCCAAGAAAAGGAAGGAUUUGGGAAACAGAGGAGGAGAAAAUAAUUGUUGUCCAUUUUCAAAUACACAAAGGGUAGCGUGUGGGCAAGGGAUCAUAGUUGUUUUGGAGGUCCACGAGAGAAAGAACCAGGACCAAUUAAGGCCGCUCACUGCGGCUGCUGGCGGCACAGCGGCCUUUCUAUUUCCAUCCGACCACACACACACAGCCUUGACCACUGCCCAGACCCUCCCCUUCCCGCCCCUGGAGCACCGCCCCUCCCAGACUUUAGAGCGUCAGUCUCCGCCCCACUCUGGCCUGAGGAUCCUGCUUGCAGAGCCAGGUGAUCCCCCCAGCAGGUUCAAGCCAGCGCUCAGGCUCUGGCGCCUCCUCGCCCGCCAGCGGAGCAGCGCCCCUGGAAUGGCUUCGCUGCUGCUACUGCCACUGCUGCUGACACUGUCGCUUCCGGCUGGGGCCAACUGCCCGUGCCAGGAUCCAGCGCUCUGCCAACCCAUCCGCCACCACCCCGACUUCGAGGUCUUUGUCUUUCAUGUUGGUGACAAAACUUGGAAAUCUUACGACUGGUCACAGAUUACAACUGUAGCAGUCUUUGGAAAAUAUGACCCAGAACUGAUGUGCUAUGCUCACUCCAAAGGGGCCAGAGUAGUGCUAAAAGGAGAUGUGUCGGUAAAGGCGAUCAUCGAUCCCACUUUCAGAGCAUCCUGGAUAGCUCAAAAAGUUAACUUGUCCAAAACACAGUAUAUGGAUGGAAUUAAUAUAGACAUAGAGCAAGAAGUUAAUCGUUCAUCACCUGAAUAUGAUGCAUUAACUGCUUUAGUCAAAGAAACUACAGAUUCUUUCCAUCGUGAAAUUGAGGGAUCACAGGUAACGUUUGAUGUAGCUUGGUCUCCAAAGUGCAUAGACAGAAGGUGCUAUAAUUAUACUGGAAUUGCAGAUGCUUGUGACUUUCUCUUUGUGAUGUCUUAUGACGAACAAAGUCAAGUCUGGUCAGAAUGUAUUGCAGCAGCCAAUGCCCCCUAUAAUCAGACAUUAACUGCAUAUGAUGACUACAUCAAGAUGGGCAUUAGCCCUAAGAAACUUGUAAUGGGUGUUCCCUGGUACAGUUAUGAUUACACCUGCCUGACUUUAUCGGAGGAUCAUGUUUGUACCAUUGCAAAAGUCCCUUUCCGGGGGGCUCCUUGCAGUGAUGCGGCAGGACGUCAGGUGCCCUAUAAAAUAAUCAUGAAGCAAGUAAACAGUUCUAUUUCUGGAAUCCAGUGGGAUGAAGAUCAGAAGGCUCCAUAUUAUAACUAUAAAGAUGAUGCUGGCCGUAUCCAUCAAGUGUGGUAUGAUAACCCGCAGAGCAUUUCUUUAAAGGCAGCAUAUAUACAAAGGCGUGGCUUACGCGGCAUUGGCAUGUGGCAUGCAAACUGUCUUGACUACUCUGGAGAUGCUGUAGCCAAACAGCAAGCUGAAGAAAUGUGGAAAGCCUUAAAACCAAAGCUAUAAAAACAUGAACAUCUUUUGUUAAAUAUUAAGAAUUAGAAUAUUAUCUGUAUAAACAGGUCUAGUUUCUCAAAGAGAUAAAAAUAUAUACUUUUUUGUAAUGUUUGGUAGAUAUUUUAGUUAUUAGUAUAUUCAUAAACAAAUAAAGAGAUUCUUUGAUUGUUUUAAUUUGAAAGAUAUAUAUAUAUACCUAUAUA
Molecule: messenger RNA, 1739 nt
Organism: Hipposideros armiger (great roundleaf bat)
Lineage: Eukaryota; Metazoa; Chordata; Mammalia; Chiroptera; Hipposideridae
Gene: CTBS
Product: chitobiase
Exons: 8
Coding region: 1-1545 (514 amino acids)
Biological process (GO): oligosaccharide catabolic process; chitin catabolic process
Molecular function (GO): chitinase activity; chitin binding
Source: RefSeq, a predicted model, not a curated record